Drosophila serrata is the source of this 2923-nucleotide messenger RNA. RefSeq lists its product as uncharacterized. NCBI's taxonomy places the organism in Eukaryota, Metazoa, Arthropoda, Insecta, Diptera, Drosophilidae. The record is from RefSeq and is a predicted model, not a curated record.
GUUGCAGCGUGGUGUGACAAUAGCUUUCGAAAAAUAAUUUAACGUUGGCGCUUGUUUUUGUUUUUUUUUCGUUUCGUUUGUUUUGUGCAAGUCCCUGGAAACGGCAAGCAAUCAAAUGGCCACGGUACGCAACCAAACGACGGCCAGUGGCGGCGUCGCCACAUACAACAACAAUAACGGCCAGGAAUUGACGCUGCAGGGACCGCAGGAUGCUGGGGCAACGCUGGCCAUCGGCUAUGUGCGGGAAUUCUGCACUCGGGCCGCCGCCUUCCAACGCCAACGCUCCGAAGAGGCGCUGAUCUACGUGCAGCGUAGCGUGGCGCUACUGGGCACCAAGGUUCAACCUCACCACUUCGCUCCUGCUCCUGGCAAUCUGGAACUGGCCCGCUUUUUCGUCGAUCUGCAUGCGCUGAUGGGCGCGCUGGACGCCGAGGGCUCUGCAGGCGGCAACCAGAGCGAAGGUGAUGUUCUGUGGGGCUGCGUGGCUCUAGUGCAGCACUGCAGCCGUAACCUAGAGGCGCGCCGUGCCAUUGUUGAUAAGUUCUGCUUUGUGCCACUGCUGGGACUACUCAUACGGCGCACCCAGCGGACGGAGCGCGUCUACCGUCUGCUCGUGCUGCUACAGGACCUCACCUACGGCAUUCACAUCGCUUGGGAGGAGCCCUAUCUGGCGGCUCUGCUCGAGCAUCUUGUGGAGAUUGUGCACGGCUUAGAUGGCGGCGAAGGAGGUGCCGGAACCGGGGCAGCCGGCGCAGUCGCGGACGACUCGCACGCCCUGCUUGCCCUCUCCGUGCUGGUGAACCUCUGCUACAAGAACUUUGCCGUGCUGUUUCUCUUUCUGCGCAGUGUCAACAUUUCGGCGUUCUGCCGGUGCAUCCAGAGCUAUGGCCUGCUGGCCUACAAGAUGCUCAUCAUCCUGUCCGAGGACGUGCACGCCUUCGAGCAACGCGAGCUGCACACCUUUCUGCGCACCGCUUUCGCCGGCAUCGAGGACUGCCUGAAGCACUCCAAUGUGGCCCAGUUGCGGCACAUCGUAGACUUCCUGCUGGACUCGCAGUGUCACGCCGGCCUGCACCGGGCGAUGCUCUCGCACAGCCACUACUGCGAAGACGUGGAACGGCUGCUGAACCAAAUCGAAGCCCGCAAUGGCAUGGACGAUUCGCAGGAGGAGUCACGCAAGCAUCAGGCCCUCUGCCUGGACCUGGUCUUCCGCCUCGUCAGCUACAUACUGCAACUCUCUGGCGAAGACGAAAAUGUCAUCAGUCUGGAUGCCAUUACGCCUCGCCUAUACGAAAUAGUUAGCGAAUGGUUGUCCUCGGAGCUGUGCGGCGUGGCGGCCAUAGAUUUGCUAACCACCAUGAUGCGCCUGGGCAAGCAAGCGGCGGUGGCCAAACUUAUCGUUCGGGAGCCCACCUCCGUGGUUAACCUGGUGGCCAGCGCCGAGCGGCCAGAAACGAAGCCGGCGCAAGUGGUGGCCAUUCUGCGCUUGCUGCUCGUCCUGCUGCCUGAAUCGAAGACUGAGAAGCUGGUGCUGGCCAAGAUCUCCGAGUCCUACUUUGACAAGAUCCUAGCGGCGCCUCUUGCCCUAAUGCCGCAGUACCUGAGCACCCAGAGCCUGUCGCCAGCCGAAGUGGAAAAGGCCUGCUUUUGCCUCCUGCUGCUUGUGAAUGUCGCUGGCAUUGCGAAGAAGGCGUAUUUGGACAAAUGCUGUACGUUACUGGAGCAGCCACAGCUGCAGUACUGCCUGGCCCGCGGCAUGGUCAGCAACAACGAGCCACUGGUUUCGGCCGUCCUGCAGAUAGCCCAGUUCGAUCACUUUCCCCAGACGGCGGUGGCGAAGCAUGUGGCUGGCAUCAGCAGUGGUCUCUCGGGAGGUGCGGCUCCAACUGCAUGCUCCAGCGACCAGGCGGAGCAGUGGCGCAAUCUGAGCUCGAUCCUCAAGGGCCACCGCACCUUCACCGACAAGGACAUGGCGCAGCGGGUUAACGCAUUGCUGGACAGCAUAGGCGGCAUAGUAAGCCGCAACGAGCUGUCCACUGCUCCCAUUUCCCAGGUGAUUGAGCUGUAUAACCAUCGCAUUGACAGCCUGAAUGGAGCGGCGGUAAACCUAGAGCAGCGCCUGGAACAGGCCGGACAGCAGCUGAUCAGCGGCACCCAGCUGGCCCAUGUGCAGGCCGCAGAGCUGGAGCGCUUCCAGACCACCAACUUUGAGCUGCUAAUUAGCCAGGAGCGCCUCCAAACACAGUGCAAGGAUCUCAAGCAUCAGACGGACAAGCUGAAGAGCAACAUGACGAAUCUACUGAAGCAGCUCUCCGAGAACUCGGCCAGUCUGCAGGCCAACGAACGCCGCCUGGGCGUCAAGAAGUCGGAGAUAGCCAGCCUGCGCAAGGACUGCGAUGAGUUGCGCCAGAGCCUGAGCGCCAAGAGCGAGGAGUUCACCAAACUGGAGGCCCUCAAUAAGGAAAAUUGUUCCCGCAUCGACAAGCUCAAGAAGUCGACGGUGGCCUACGAGCAGGACAUCAAGGAAAAGGUGCGAACUAUCGAGGAGCGCGAACGGGAGCUGGCCAAGACACACAAGGCUCUGGAGGAGCAGCGUGAGGCGUGCAAGAAGUCCGAGGACCUCAUCUCCGUGCUGGAGACACAGCUGCAGGAGCGUAAGCAGCAGAUCGAGAACCUCGAAAUGGAGCAAAAGGAGACGGAGGACCUGCGCACAACCAUCAUGAGCCUGAUGGAAAGCAAAAAGCCCAAGCGGAAGACCUAAAGUGCCCGCAGGGAAUAAAGACCUAGGUUAGCUAAUUUUUUAAGGAAAACGCUCAUUUUUUAAUAUUUAUAUACAUUUAUUGCGUCUUGCACGUCCAAACAUUACAGUACAUAAUAUAUAAUAAUGCAAAUUCUGUGCAAGGGUCCAUUACAAAGUCCAAUU